UUUAAGGGGGACCUUGAUAUCUUGCCCUUGAGCCGGCAUUGUGGGUGUCUUAUCAUAUGAUUUGUCAUCAGCACACAUAACAACACACUGAAAUAACGUUAACAGAAAACUGAAAUAACAUAACAGAAAUAUAACCGAAAUCAUAAAACACAAACAAGAGAAGACCUGGUCGUUGCCCGUCUGUCAUUUACCAACCACAUGCAAAAUUUAGGCAAACCCCACCAAAAUCCAAGCAUUUCCAUUCCCAAAUAUCGCCCUAAACUUGGAUCUUUCAUUUCAAAAACCCCCCAAAACAACAAAAAUAUCUUUACCAGUUUGGAAAAGUUAGAAGAACCAACCAAAAGUUUGUGGCUUAAGGAACAAAAAAUAACCAUUCCUCGUAAUAGAUUAGAAGUGUAGAGAAAAUGUUGCAUAACCUCUAAGAGUUCCCAACUUAUUUGGUUCUCUCUCUCCUCAAUAUAACACCUUCAUCAUUCACAUUCUCCUCCUUAGACUCCCCUAUAGGCAGCCUUGGGUCCAUCCAAGGUGGCAGCUUCACAAAAAUGCAGGCCUCAGGCUGCUUCCUCUUCUUCCUAGUAUCUUGUUUUUCUCUCUUUUCUUCCUUCUCCACGGCUCUUACCGAUGCUGAGGCAUCGUCCAUUGUCCGUCGCCAGCUGCUGACUCUCCAUCAGCAUGGAGAUUUGCCAGAUGACUACGAAUAUAAAGUUGAUUUGGGGAACUUGACAUUUUCGAAUUCCAGGCUCAAACGGGCAUACAUUGCGCUUCAAGCGUGGAAGAAAGCUAUCUACUCGGACCCACUUAACAUAACAGGAGGUUGGGUUGGCACUGAUGUUUGUUCCUAUAAUGGAGUUUUCUGUGCUCCUGCUCUUGACGAACCAACACUAGAAGUUGUUGCCGGUAUUGACAUCAACCACGGUGACAUCGCCGGGUAUCUUCCAGUCGAGUUAGGCCUGUUGACAGAAAUUGCUUUGUUUCACAUCAACUCAAACAGAUUCUGUGGGGUCAUUCCAGAGAGUUUCUCUAGGCUUACACUUCUCCACGAGCUUGAUGUGAGCAACAACCGGUUUGUGGGCCCUUUCCCAAAAGUUGUUCUUUCAAUUCCUAACCUCAAGUACCUUGAUCUUAGGUACAAUGACUUUGAGGGAAUACUACCUCCGGAGCUCUUUAACAAGGAUUUGGAUGCUUUGUUCUUGAACAACAACCGCUUCACAUCCACCAUUCCUGAAAACCUGGGGAACUCUCCUGUCUCAGUUUUAGUCAUUGCUAAUAACCAUUUCCAUGGCUGCCUACCCAAGAGCAUUGGCAAAAUGGGGAACACUUUGAAUGAGAUUAUCGUUUCCAACAAUAAUCUUGUUGGGUGUUUGCCAAUGGAGAUCGGCAACCUUGGAAAUUUGACAGUUUUGGAUAUUAGCUCCAACUCAUUCGGUGGGAUUUUGCCCAAAACUUUCAAAUCCCUUCACAAGGUGGAACAGUUGGUUCUUGCACAAAAUACACUAACUGGGUUUGUUCAGGAGAGCAUUUGCGAAUUGCCUAGCUUGAUGAACUUGACAUUCUCCUACAACUACUUCAAUGGAGAGGCCCAAGAAUGUGAGCCGUCAAAGAAUAAGAACAUUGUAUUGGAUGACACAAGCAAUUGCUUACCAGAUAGGCCAAAGCAGAAGGCUGCAAAACAAUGUAAAGUUGUUGUCAACAAGCCAGUUGAUUGCAGCAAGGCAAAGUGUGGAUGGCCGUCAAACCGACUACCCAUGCCAACUCCCAAGACUUCGAAGCCGCAUCCACUACCAUCAUACCCACCAAAACAGGCACCUCCAAAGCAAAAGCUAUCACCAGAACCAAUAUCAGCUCCUCCAAAACCUCAAACACCAGAGAAACCAAAACCAGUAGCUCCAGAGCCAGUUUCAACUCCUCCAAAACCUCAAACACCAGAGAAACCAAAACCAGUAGCUCCAGAGCCAGUUUCAACUCCUCCAAAACCUCAGCCAAAACCGAAAACACCUGAGAAGCCAAAACCAUUAACACCAGAACCAGUUUCAACUCCUCCUAAACCAAUACCACAUCCACCAAAACCUACUCCAGUUUCAACACCUCCAAAACCAUCUCCAAAGCCAGUUCCUAGUGCUCCACAAACACCUGAUUCACCACCAGAUCCCACUGAUGGAUCUCCGGUGCCCGGACCAAUGCGCCCACCCCCACCAACUGUUCAUUCACCACCACCACUAGUGCACUCCCCACCACCACCUACACCCGAUCCUUCCAACAGAUCUCCUGUCGGCGGCCCAACUCGUCCACCACCACUAGUCCACUCUCCUACACCCCCUGUUCGGUCUUCACCACCACCUUUGGUUCAUUAUCCUCCACCCCCAAUUCAGUCCUCACCACCACCUCUGGUUCAUUCUCCUCCACCAAAUGCUCAUUACUCCUUCCCGCCACCCCCUGACCCCACUAACAGAUCUCCAGUUCAAGGACCCAUUCGACCACCACCACCUUCAACAAUUCACUCUCCUCCGACCCCUAUUCGCUCCCCACCUCCACCGCCACCAGUCCUUACCCCUCCACCACCACCAGUUCACUCUCCUCCUCCAUCUCCGGUUUACUCACCACCACCACCACCACCUCCAGUUAACUCUCCCCCACCACCAGUUAACUCUCCACCUCCACCGGUCCAAUCUCCACCACCACCUGUCUUCUCACCUCCACCACCUGUUUUCUCACCUCCACCACCAAUCAACUCUCCCCCCCCGCCUGUCUACUCACCUCCACCACCACCAAUUAGCUCUCCUCCGCCACCUGUCCACUCACCUCCACCACCUGUCUUCUCACCUCCCCCACCUGUUUUCUCCCCUCCCCCACCAAUCAACUCUCCCCCCCCGCCUGUCUACUCACCUCCACCCCCACCAAUUAGCUCUCCUCCGCCACCUGUCCACUCACCUCCACCGCCUGUUUUUUCACCUCCACCACCUAUCCACUCACCACCACCUCCUAUUUUUUCACCUCCACCACCUGUCUUCUCACCUCCACCGCCAGUUAACUCUCCACCUCCACCAGUCCAAUCUCCACCACCACCUUCACCAUCUCCCUCACCUCCUCCUGCAUUCUCGCCGCCACCACCUCCUGUGGAUGACCUAAUCCUCCCACCAACCUUCGGAUUCCAAUACUCAUCACCACCUCCACCAAUGUUCCAGGGGUACUAGACGGAGUAGCAUGAUCACUAAACACUUUGUCUGGUUUGUUAUUUAACCUUGUAAACAAGUUCAAUCCUGCAACAUACACCCACUUUUGUUAGUUCAUAGUUUGUUGUUUACAUAACAUGGAAGUGUAAAUCUCCUCCAAUUCCUUUGAUGCCACAAAGAACGCCACCGGCCAAUAUAUUAUACUUGCGAGUGUUUGACUUUGCGCUGACAUUUCUUUUUAUCAUUUUUUUUUUUCUAUCCACCUUUCACAUAACAAGGAUUACCAUCCACAUGUAAUUCUAGAUUAAAAAGUUACUUUUUCAUAUUAAAAC
Morus notabilis is the source of this 3502-nucleotide messenger RNA. Its product is annotated as pollen-specific leucine-rich repeat extensin-like protein 3. The record is from RefSeq and is a predicted model, not a curated record. The transcript has a single exon. The coding region runs from base 543 to 3191 and encodes 882 amino acids. Lineage: Eukaryota; Viridiplantae; Streptophyta; Magnoliopsida; Rosales; Moraceae. Gene Ontology annotation, molecular function: protein binding.